AUGCCGCGCAAUCCAGUCAUAAAAGCGGGGAGCUCCUCCAAAAAGCGGCGGCUUAGCAAGGUGAUCACUUUGGAGGAUGAUGAGGAUGAGGAUGAGAUGAGGACGAGUGAGGUUGAAGUUGUGGAGGAAGAAGAUAGGGAUUUCAACAUGUAG
Microbotryum saponariae is the source of this 153-nucleotide messenger RNA. The record is from the annotation of a GenBank genome assembly. NCBI's taxonomy places the organism in Eukaryota, Fungi, Basidiomycota, Microbotryomycetes, Microbotryales, Microbotryaceae.